Messenger RNA from Gilbertella persicaria, 2133 nucleotides. Its product is annotated as ribonuclease H-like domain-containing protein. Bases 38 to 2059 code for a protein of 673 amino acids. The record is from RefSeq and is a predicted model, not a curated record. NCBI's taxonomy places the organism in Eukaryota, Fungi, Mucoromycota, Mucoromycetes, Mucorales, Choanephoraceae. The transcript has 8 exons. Gene Ontology annotation, cellular component: cytoplasm. Gene Ontology annotation, molecular function: RNA binding; 3'-5'-RNA exonuclease activity.
CUCUCUCUCUCUUUUUUUUUUCUUUAGUCUAUGCACUAUGGAAGUCUUGCGAUCUAAUUUUGAAGAAAAGCUUCCUGUUAUUGAACAAGCUAUGCUUGAAGCAGACUUUAUUGCGAUUGACACUGAGUUCACUGGUCUUACUACGCCUGAUAUUCAGUUUCAAAAUAUAGAUGAUAUCGAAACACGGUACUCGAAACUCAAGAGCUGUGUUCAAGAAUUCACAAUCAUCCAAUACGGUGUAUGCGCAUUUAAACGCAACCCAGAAACAGGCGACUUUAUGGCAAAACCUUUCAAUUUCUAUAUUUUCGGUGCAGAUACCAACGAAGUAUACAGUCGACGUAUUUUCUCUGCAACACCCAGUAGUUUGUCAUUUUUGCGAUCGAACAAGUUUGAUUUUAACAAAUUGAUUGAAGAAGGCAUUCCAUUCUAUAAUUUUACUGAAGAGAAUUCCAUGUUUCAAUCCAAUCAAGGCACAAGUGUGUUGAAUAGACGCACUUUAAUCAAAGAAUCCACAUUGACAAAGUCUGGCAAAAGCUUUUUAGAAUACAAUAGAAACUGCAUAAAAAAGUGGUUACAAAGCAAUACAGAGACACCCUUAGUGGUUCAGGUCAAUAGUAACUUCUAUAAGCGACUUAUUUAUCAAGAAGCGCAAGAUGCUAAGUACAAUGGAUUUUUACAAGCAAGUCAAAGAGAUAGUAAACAUAUUGAAAUUACUCGCAUCAAAGAAGAAGACAAACGAAAGAAGGCCGCUAAUGCGCCCAAACUCAACUUUCGUGCAGUGAUAGAAUUGAUCAAGAAGGCCAAUUGUCCAGUAGUAGCACAUAAUGCAGCUUUUGAUAUUCUUCAUACCGUGGACCAAUUCUGGCAAUAUUUACCCAAUCAUAUUGAAGAAUUUAAGAAGGUUGCAAAUGAUAUGUGGCCUAAUAUUGUAGAUACCAAGUAUUUAGCAGAAUACCAUCCUAGUUUGAGAUCAUGCUUUAAUACGUCUGUCUUGGGCUCAUUGUAUAAUACUGUAUAUGAAGAAUUAAAAGAAGCUGGACAGCAAGUUGUAAUGGAACAAGGAUUUGAAAGAUAUGUUGGCGCAGAGAAUGAAGUAGCACAUGAAGCAGGUUAUGAUGCUUAUAUGACUGGUGUUAUUUACCUUGCAUUUAUGGCAUUUAUUCGUGAAAAAAGAGAAGAAGACGAAAACAAAGCAGAAAAGAGAAAAAGAGAUUCUUUUGAAGAAGUAGCUAAGGUAAAUACACACAAGAAGUUUAAAGAAGAUGAUGAUGAGGAAGAAAAUAAAAAGGAAGAAGAGGAUGAAGAAGAGGGUGAAGAAGAGGAUGAAGAAGAGGAUGAAGAAGAAGAGUCUUCAGAAGAAGGAGAGCAAAGUGCUUCAGACUCUGAUGAAUCUGAUGUUGAAGUUUUGGCCAAGAAGAAAUCAAGCCUGUUUAUGGAUAAAUCAGUUACACCUUAUUAUGGUCGAAUCUUUUUAAUGCGUAGUGAUGUUCCAUACAUUAACUUAAAAGGAGAAGAAACAAUUGAAGUCCUUUCCUAUCCAAACAAAUUCUAUCUUCACAAUAUCCCUCCUGGUCUUACUAACAGUGCUAUUGAACGACUUUACCCUACUAUUCAGCCUACUGCUAUUUCCUGGGUGAAUGACAGCAAUGCCUGGCUUAUUCUUAAAGACGAAUCAAAGAUUCCGUUUGUCAAACUAGGCAUAUUAGGUCUUUCUGUCGUACAAAGCUUUUUACCUGGAUGUUCUCGUCAAGUAGAAGGUGAAGCAUAUGGGAUCACAAAACAAGCUGGACAGAUGGAAUUACUUUCUCACGAACAAUGGCAGGCAUUGUAUGGGCCCAAAAAGACAGUUAAUUACAAUAACACGGCAUCUGUCUUAUUAGCUAAUGGAUUGUCAGCCAAAACUAAUGAUGACAAUGCAGUGCCAAAAGGCGGAUCAAGUUAUGAUGAUUUAGACAUUCCAUUGCCUCCUAGUUUCACUGCUUCAUUAAAGAGAAAUAGAGAAGAUGGUGAUGAUGACAUAAAUCAACCUCAGACAAAGAACGCAAAGAAAGCUUGUUGAUGUCAUUUUUCAAUAAAUAUGUAAAAAUAACGUAAUGUCAAUGAGACGCGCUGCAUUAAAAAGUGCAUUCUGGG